UGAUCUUAUGUGUGAAGCCAGCCUUAGUACUUGUCUGUUUAGCUGCUGUUUAUGUAUUACCAUAUUUCUUUUUUUUUAUCAGGUCGCAGUAUCAGAUGGUGAAUUCAGAAAAAAAGAGCUGAAGGAUGCUGAAUUGGAUAAAAAGAUAAAAGCUUUAAAAAAGAAGAACGAAGCCCUUGUCCGCCGAUAUGAAGAAAUUGAAGAAGACAAACGGAACGCUGAGAAACAAGGCAAGGCAAUUACUUGUCGCCGGGCUAAGCAAGACAACCUCACAAUCACGAUCACAAAGGCACCUAAUGACAAAAGAGUUGUAAGUGAGAACUGGAAUAUCUCUGACAGCAAAGAUGAGCAAAGCUUAACUGUGCAUGUAGGAAAAGAAAUGCAGCUUGCCGUUACAGUGGACAGUAACGUUGAGGGCAAGAAAGUAGUCACUAAAAAGAUUGACCAAGACUGUAUACUAGUAACAAACAAAGCACCUAAUUUGACUGUGGAAGAAGUGGACCAUCUAUUUACCUUUGGUAGAGGACGUCGUAUGCAGAUUGCAAUUGCCAUGGAACAAGGCAAGAAAGUAGCCAGUAAGAAGAAUGACCAAGACUGUUAUUUGGGGAUCAGUAAUGUGCCUAAGUUAACAAUGGAAGAAGUGGAUCAUCUGUUUUCUUAUGGCAGGGGGCAUCGUAGGCAGAUUGCUAUUGCCAUGGAACAGGAAGCCAAGAAGAAAGCUGGGAAAAAGCAUGAAGAAAUAGAGAAAAUUGACAUGAAAGAACAAAGCAAUAAGGAUCACUUUGAAUACCUGAAAUGGAAGAAAGAGCGUGAACAAAUUGAUCUUGACCGCGUGGCACGGCAUAGGAAUUCAAAUGGAGAAUGGCGCCGUCCCUGGGAUAUGGAAAAGACAGAUGAGAUGUUUAAAGAUGAUUCUGACACAGUCCCAAGUGGAUUCUGUGGCAAGAGAGGUGAGCAUCACACAAAAUUUAUAACGAAACCAUCUAGAAACUGA
Messenger RNA from Staurois parvus, 994 nucleotides. NCBI's taxonomy places the organism in Eukaryota, Metazoa, Chordata, Amphibia, Anura, Ranidae. The record is from the annotation of a GenBank genome assembly.